Molecule: messenger RNA, 535 nt
Organism: Papilio machaon (common yellow swallowtail)
Lineage: Eukaryota; Metazoa; Arthropoda; Insecta; Lepidoptera; Papilionidae
Gene: RpL27A
Product: 60S ribosomal protein L27a
Exons: 5
Coding region: 58-504 (148 amino acids)
Biological process (GO): translation
Cellular component (GO): ribosome; cytosolic large ribosomal subunit
Molecular function (GO): structural constituent of ribosome
Source: RefSeq, a predicted model, not a curated record
GACAUCUCAAAGGCAUCUUUCUCUUUCUUUUGCAAAGUCUUGACGGAAGCCGAAAAUAUGGCCACAUCUAAAAAGAGGACUAGGAAGCUGAGAGGACAUGUGAGCCAUGGACACGGUCGUAUUGGUAAACACCGUAAGCAUCCCGGAGGUCGCGGUAAUGCCGGUGGUGAACAUCACCACAGAAUCAACAUGGACAAGUACCAUCCAGGGUACUUUGGAAAACUUGGUAUGCGAAACUACCACUUGAGGCGGAACAAGGAGUUUUGCCCCGUGUUGAAUUUGGACAAGCUAUGGACACUAGUGUCUGAGCAGACCAGACUUAAAUAUUCCAAUGCUACCGAUGGCAAAGUUCCUGUCAUCAACAUUGUCAAGGCUGGUUACUACAAACUCCUGGGCAAAGGCAAACUUCCCAAACAGCCCGUCAUUGUCAAGGCGAAAUUCUUCUCAAAGACGGCCGAGAAGAAGAUAAAGGAUGUUGGUGGAGUGUGUGUAUUGUCAGCGUAACUUAAGUUUACAAAUAAAAAUAUAAAACUUU